Gadus morhua (Atlantic cod) is the source of this 5196-nucleotide messenger RNA. Its product is annotated as rho GTPase-activating protein 29. Gene Ontology annotation, cellular component: cytoplasm. Gene Ontology annotation, molecular function: GTPase activator activity. Gene Ontology annotation, biological process: signal transduction; activation of GTPase activity. The transcript is spliced from 22 exons. The record is from RefSeq and is a predicted model, not a curated record. Lineage: Eukaryota; Metazoa; Chordata; Actinopteri; Gadiformes; Gadidae. The coding region runs from base 293 to 4453 and encodes 1386 amino acids.
GUGACGCACGGCCGAGUAAACACCAAUUGAGUUGAGGCUGGGAGCCGCCAACAGAGCCUCAUCUGUACUGCGACUCACUGUUCUCGGAGAGGCUACUCUCCCCCCCCAAAAAAAUACCAAAAGACUUGGUUUUCAAACGGAUAUAUACAAAGCGAUGUUCUUCUGAGAAUUGCGUGACUAUGUCACUUAACUGCCGGCCAGCCAUCCAGGGACCGGUGCAACGUGAUCGGAGGGGCUAGCUGGCUUGGAGUGGCCCUGCCCGGGGGAGGCUGCUGCAGCCCUGGCCGCUGGAAUGUUACGGAAGAGCAGUAGUGGCGGUGGAGCAGUGAAGCGGACCCAGGGGCUGCCUCGACACCUCUCCAACCCUAGCACGGGUUUUCUGUCGGCGGGAUCCACCAAGACCUGGGAUAUGGGUCGUGCGUCCAAGAACAACAACCCUCUGAACAGUAUUGGGCUCGAGUCCCACAUAGUGGGCGCCCCGGGGGUUGACCCGGACUAUGUGAUGCAGCUGGUAAAUGAUGUACGGACGUUCGCCGACGUGUUGCUCAACCUGAAGAAGGCCUUCCAAUCUAAAGAGCUCCAGGAGGGUCUGCAGCCCACGGUGCAGGAGCGCCUGGCCGAGCUGCUUCGAGUCCUGAAGGCCGUCAUCGGCAAACACCCCUCGCUCAACUCGACGGACAUCCUGGGAGCCGCCGGAACGGUCAUCGCAAGGGUCAAAGCCGUCGACUGCAGGGAAGUGAGCCCAGAAAAUAAAAAGGCUAUAUUUGGCGAGAUAUACGCGUCCAUUGACACUUUGGCAUUCACAUUCGGCAAUGUAGUGUCUGACUUCCUUAUGGGAGAUGUGGACAGCGGCCCAGGGUUGGGGAUCCCCCAGACCAGGAGAACCAGGUCUUUUGACAACCUGUCUGUGGAUCCCGGCAGAUAUGGCUCGGAGAAAAGUGACCUCGCAGAGGUGGCGCUGUCGCGGGAGGAGGAAGUGGAUCUGACCCUGCAGAAGAACCAGAGCGGCGUGGAGUCAGCGCUGCUCUACGCCAAAGCCUGGUCCAAAUACAUCAAGGACCUGCUGGCCUGGGUGGAGAAGCGCCUAGCCAUGGAUAUCGAGUGUGCUAAAAGCUAUGGCAAAAUGGCAGAGUCUGCAAAGGCCCUUCUAAGUCAACAGGACUACAUGCCAUUCAGUGACAUCUACGUCUCCACGCUGAAGAAGGACAUUGAGUACAGCCAGCUGCUUGUUCAGAGCGUCAUGGCCCUUCAAACCAACAAGUUCAUCCAGCCGCUGUCGGCCCGUAAGAACGAACUGGACAAGCUGAGGAAGGACAUCAAGGAGCAGUGGCAGAGAGAGCAGAAGAAAAUGCUGGAGGCGGAGGCCAGCAUGCGUAAGGCACGCGCGCUGCAGGCCCAGCGCAGGGAGGAGUACCAGAGGGCGCGCUCGUCCACCAUCCGCUCCCAGGAAGAGCAGCAGCAGCAGACCCAGCCCCCGGCCACGGCGGCGGGCAGCAAGCAGCUGGAGAAGAAGAGGAAGAUCGAGGAAGAGGCCCUGCAGAAGGUGGAAGAGGCCCAGGAGCAGUGCCGGAGCUGCUCGGCGGACGCGGGCGCCCGGCGCAUGGACCUGGCCAACGCCAAGAGCACCGUCCUCACCCAGAUCAGAGAGCUGGUGUUCCGGUGCGACCUCACGCUCAAGGCCGUGACGGUGAACUGGUUCCAGAUGCAGCAGGCGCAGAACGUCACGCUGCCCACCCACUUCCAGGCGCUGAGCGAGAGUGCCAAGCUGUACGAGCCCGGUGAGCGCUACGCUGAGUUUGUGCGCAACCUGCCCCAGGACCUGCCCAAAGGCCGCGUGCACUCGGACUCCGUCUCCUCCGACAGGUUCCUGUUCCACAAGAGGUCGGUGGACAGCAGCCACUCGUCCCAUGGUAACCUGUCCCAGGCCUCCGGCGAGCUGCUCAGCGGAGACGAGGUGGACAGCCCCCUGUACACCCGGCCCGGCAAGUCCAACUGCGUAGGCGAGACGCAAGCGCCGAGAGGCCCGACACGAGCCUGGGCCUCGGGUAGCCAGGGCAGCCAGAGCGGCAUGUGCAGCGACUCAGAGAGCGCGGGAGGCAGUAGCGAGUCCCGCUCCAUGGACUCUCCCACCACUAGCCCCGGCGUUUUCAAACGCCAGCUCCCCAGGACCCCAUCCACAGGGACCAUGUCGUCAGCUGAUGAUCUGGACGAGAGGGAGCUCCCCUCUCCAUCCGACAACGGUCUUGCGGAGAUGGUGACGGAGACAGCCAGCUCCCCGGGGCCCUUCCGCAACGCCCAGAUGUCGAAGGCGGCCCAGAGCCACAAGCUACGCAAGCUGAGGGCCCCUUCCAAGUGCCGGGAGUGUGACAGCCUGGUGGUGUUCCACGGGGCCGAGUGCGAGGAGUGUUCACUGGCCUGCCACAAAAAGUGUCUGGAGACGCUGGCCAUCCAGUGUGGCCACAAGAAGCUUCAGGGACGUCUGCAUCUGUUUGGCAUCGACUUCGCCCAGGCAGCCAAGAACAGCCCAGACGGAGUCCCCUUCAUCAUCAGGAAGUGCACCUCUGAGAUUGAGAGCCGAGCCCUCAACAUCAAGGGUAUCUACCGUGUGAACGGGGCCAAGUCUCGCGUGGAGAAGCUCUGCCAAGCGUUUGAGAACGGCAAGGAGCUGGUGGAGCUGUCGGACCUCUCACCCCACGACAUCAGCAACGUCCUCAAACUCUACCUGAGACAGCUCCCAGAGCCCCUCAUCCUCUACCGACACUACAACGACUUCAUCGGCCUGGCCAAGGAGUGCCAGCGGGUGCUGGUGGAGGAGGCGGAGGCGGUCCGAGCCGCCGCCCAGACCGCCGAGAAGAGAGGGCCCAGCGUCCAGCUCAACCGAGUCAUCUUUAAGAUCCGGGACCUGCUCCGCCAGCUGCCCCCCGCCCACUACAAGACGCUGCGCUUCCUCAUCGCACACCUGCACAGGGUGACGGAGCAGGCGGAGGAGAACAAGAUGACGGCCAGCAACCUGGGCAUCAUCUUCGGCCCCACGCUGGUGAAGCCGCGGCAGACGGACGCCGAGGUGUCCCUCUCGUCGCUGGUGGACUACCCCUACCAGGCGCUCAUGGUGGAGCAGCUGGUGCGCCACUUCAACGUCAUCUUCGACCGCAACGCCGCCCAGCUCUCCACCUCCGACCUCCAGCUGGCUGCCGGGGGUGGCCAGGCCUCCCCCAGGCUCACCGCCCAGGAGAAGGAGCAGAGGCUCAGCCGCCAUUCCACCUCCCUGAUGGACAUCAAGGAGAGUGGCAGAGUGUACAAGAGGCACUCUUCCGUGAUCCCCUCCGCCCACAUCCUGAACGAGAUGGCGGCGGUCCAGCCCGGCAUGGACAGGACCUCCGCCCUGGUCCUCCUCAACGGCGACCAGACGCCCGCCCCCGGCCAGGACACCCAGAGGUCCGCGCUGGUGUACGGACGGCCCAACCUCCCCCACUCCUCCUCCACCACCACCUCCAUGGUCCCCAAGGUGCAGCUCCGCCCCCAGCGCUCCAGGCUCGCCUCGCGGCCAAUCAGCAUGCCCCUGGAGCGCCUGCCCGCCCCCGCCCUCCACGCGGGCGACCGGAACCACCGGAGCUCGGCGGCCAACGCCAACGCCAACGCCGGCAGCAGCUCGGCGGAGCGGGACUUCGGCACGGACACCAUCCAGGAGGCGGCGGAGCCGGAGAGGCCCGCCCCCGGCACGGCAGCGGUGGCGGCGGCGGCGGGCGGCGCCUCCUCACGGGUCAGCACCUACUACAUCACGCCCUACAUCGACACGCACUCCAUGCAGAGGAGGACGUGGGACAGGAAGUACAAGCACUACGACGUCACGCCCCGGACGGCCAUGAUCAUGGCCAACCUGCCGCCGGCGAGCGCCGCGGUGCCGCCGGCCGCCAGGCCGUCGAACGUUACCACGGCGACGGCCUCUUCCGGAGUAGCGAGCAGCGUCAGCGCCGUGUUCCCCGGCAGCCCGUACGCGGCGUCGGUGAAGCCCGCCUGGUCCGCCAGCCGACGGACUAGCGCCACGGACGGGGAGCCGAGCCCCCUCAUCACCCUCAGGGCGCCCAGGACUCUGCAGCCCCCCCCGGAGACAUUCUAUAAGCCCCCCGUCUCCGCGGGCCCCCAGGCCAGGACACUCCCCAACUGGACCGCCGCCUCCACCGCGUCCACCUCCUCCACCUCCUCCCCGCCCUCCUCCCCCCACAGCAGCCAGCCGGCGGUCGGCGGCGCGUCCCCCCCCUCGCUGAGCCGGCUCCGCUCGGAGGACUCAGGGGAGGGCAGCACCGACUCGGAGGUGUCCCUGCCCUUCGACCCCUUGUCCCCGCCCCCCAGCAGCCCCGACGACCUCAGCCCCGGCGGGGUCAAACCCGUCUACCAAAGACUGCGUAGCCGACGGCUCCAGGAGUUGGAGCACCGAGAGGCUCAUUUUGUCUGAAGCAUCACCACGCCAAAAAACAGAAUACAGUCGUGUCCUCGUUUUGUAUGUGUAAAUAUGAAGAAGAGUGUGUAUAUUGCAAGGAAGAAAAAAUGUGCGUUCUGUGGUAAUGCGAUUGAGAAAGCACGAGUGAGCGAUUGGCGGUUGAAGGCGUAUGGAAGUAAACCACGAAAGUGUUGAAAGAAUAUCUUCUCUAUCUAUCUCAACAUGUCUGCUACUUGUUGACGUUAUGGGAGAUCAAAGUCGAGUAUGUUAGACGUUGUCUAAUGUCUAUUUUUUUCUCUUCAUCUGAGAAACGGACACCAGUCUUUUAACUGUUGUGGGCCUGGUCAAUUGUUUCUCUUUUAAAAUGUUAAUUGUAUUACAAUACAAUGAUUAUAUGUACAGUGACAACAAAGUUAUUUUUAUUGUAAUCACACAAUGCACUUAAUGUACACAGAUUCUGAUUGCAAUGUUGCCUUUUAAAAUGUUGAAUUAUGUUACAUUUGUUCCAUUCUUUAAACCCUGAUCCGAUGGUGUGUUAUUCUAUCAACAACGAGUAGUAUUUUAAGCAGGGGACUUAUUUACCCCGGAAGUUUGGUAAGCAAGAUCCUAUAUUUGGUACAUCUGUUUCAGUAUGUAAACCAUAUGUAUUUGUUUACAAUUUAUAUUCAUUUAUACUGUCCACACCAAUUUUAAUGUGUGUGGCUCGACAGAUCUGCAACGUUUAUUGCUGCAAAUUAAAAGUGUAAUUAAGAAUCAUA